UUUAAGACAUUACUUGUAAUGCAUUCGGUUGAACAACAUGUUAUAGUAUAACAGUUUUUCAGAUUAAUCGGAAACUGUAGGUUUAGCUUAUUUAUCGUUGAAAAUACUACAUUUUACAAUUCAGUUCAAAGGAUAUUAUCUUAAUAAUGAAUCUGCUUCCAAUAUUUUUGAUAUUCCCUUCGUUGCUCCUUUGCCAGACCUUGGCUCAAUCAAUGACUUGUUCUUAUGGUCCAAGAGGGUCUCUGAUGGCGGUUUGUGUCAACGCAACUCCAUCGUUUUUCCGAUCGACCAAUUACCGUUUCGAUAAUUUAGACCAAUCUUUAAAAUGCGUUAACUGCAACCUAGCACAAAUAGUAAGCAACUCCUUUGACCUGUCCGGCAACGAAAUCAAACUUCUCGACAUUUCGAACAGCAAAAUCCGGACGUUGGAGAAGAAGUCGUUCGUCGGUUUGGUCUUCAUGACGACUCUCAUUAUGCACAGCAAUUUUAUCGAACUCAUAGCUCCCGAAACGUUUCAAGGAGUAAAGCGUUUAGAACAACUGGACGUGUCCAAUAAUUCGCUGAAGAGUUUGGUAAACGGCAGUUUUCAGGAGCUGGAAUAUCUGAAGAAAUUGAAUCUGAGCUACAACAAAAUUGCGAAUAUUGAAUCAGGUGCUUUCAUUGGUCUCAACGCACUCGAAGAAUUGUAUUUAGAUCACAAUUUCAUCGAAAAUAUUUGCGGCAACUUCGCUCCUUUGGCUAACGUUCAAAUCAUGAAGUUGCAACACAACAAAAUUAAAAUUGAUAGUUUCUGUUUCACCAGCAAUCCAACGCUACGUGAUCUUGAUCUGAGCGAAAACAACAUCAAGGUUUUACCCCCUCACGCAUUUAAGUCACUGACCCAUUUAGAACGAUUGAACCUUUCGUUCAAUGGUAUAGAAGUCAUAGAUCCGGAUUCGUUUUUGAAUCUGUACUUUUUGGAGGUGCUCAGUCUGAAAUCCAACCACAUCUUCGAUAUACAUAGGAAAUUAUUCAGAGGUCUACAUCUUCUCCGCGAUCUGGACCUUUCAAACAACUCCAUAUCCGAUUUUAAAACCGGAUACUUCAGUGGCAUGCCAGAACUUCGACAUCUCAAUUUGUCUUACAACAAAAUCGAAUACUUAGAAAAGACUGGUAUUCUUUCCCUUCCAAAUCUGGGCGAACUCGAUUUUAAAAACAAUAGCAUUCGAGAUAUAGAUUAUAAGAUAAUCGUGUCACAUUUACCAAGAUUAACUCACAUGGACAUCACGAAUAAUCCUCUACACUGUUCAAUUGUUCCGAAAAUUAUUAAAUAUUUCGAGACAGAUUACAUUACCCUCCUUAUCAGCAAUUCUUCUGAGCCUUGUACCGAAAAACCUUUAGAAGAAGUCGACACAACAUCUGAGGAAGCUUAUGAAACCUCCGUAUACGUUGAUAUGCAUCGAGGUGAUAUCGUAGCUUUGUAUAUCCUUGUUUCAAUCGUUCUAAUAUGCAUCAUUGCCUUGUUCUACCUCCAAUAUCGCAGUUACAGAUUGGAAAGGAACAGAAAUUGUGCAAAUAAUUACCACGACGCUCCACUGAUAUGCUCAAGUGAUUUAGAGUCGAGGGAACGGGGCGAUUACUAGCAUUUCAACAUUAAUUCUUUUAAUGUGUCCAUAAAAAUACUCCAAGCGAGUUCAAAGAUGGAAAGGAAGACCAGGCAGUGGCAUGAGGUUGUGCUUCUUCCUUAUCACAAAGAAUAUUUGUACUUAUGUAUAUCUGUUGGUUGUUACACACAAAUGUAUUUUAUUAAAAACUUCUCUUAUCAGAA
Molecule: messenger RNA, 1807 nt
Organism: Agrilus planipennis (emerald ash borer)
Lineage: Eukaryota; Metazoa; Arthropoda; Insecta; Coleoptera; Buprestidae
Product: leucine-rich repeat-containing protein let-4-like
Exons: 2
Coding region: 147-1622 (491 amino acids)
Molecular function (GO): protein binding
Source: RefSeq, a predicted model, not a curated record